Eurytemora carolleeae is the source of this 1589-nucleotide messenger RNA. RefSeq names its product paired box protein Pax-1. The transcript is spliced from 6 exons. The record is from RefSeq and is a predicted model, not a curated record. Bases 266 to 997 code for a protein of 243 amino acids. NCBI's taxonomy places the organism in Eukaryota, Metazoa, Arthropoda, Copepoda, Calanoida, Temoridae. Gene Ontology annotation, biological process: anatomical structure development; regulation of transcription by RNA polymerase II. Gene Ontology annotation, molecular function: DNA-binding transcription factor activity, RNA polymerase II-specific; RNA polymerase II cis-regulatory region sequence-specific DNA binding.
AUAAUUGACCAAUGAGAGAGCAGAAUGAGACACCGGAGACACGGAUAAGGUAAACCUAGGCUCCGAUAUCAGAGCCUAGGCAAGCCAAGCAUCCAAGCGCGGUGUUACUCUCCAGGAUUACUAGUGGAGUGAAACCUAGCGAGAGUAUACUAGCCGGACCAUUAGGUUCUACUGCCUGGGGAACUGCCUGAAUUCUCCGUGAAAAAUUCCAGGAAACAGGCAGUGCAUAAGAUUUGCAUAGGUGCAUGGCAUAAACUUGAGGAGUAUGGAAUCUCACGUGAAUGCCUACGGAGAAGUAAAUCAGCUCGGAGGAGUUUUCGUUAAUGGUCGUCCUCUUCCUAAUCAUAUUAGAGUCAGGGUAAGCCAUGGGUGUGUUUCUAAAAUUUUGGCGCGAUAUAAUGAAACCGGUUCUAUUCUGCCCGGAGCUAUCGGAGGAAGCAAACCUAGAGUAACCACACCUAAGGUGGUUGGUUUCAUCAAGGACCUGAAAGUGAAGGAUCCUGGUAUAUUUGCCUGGGAGAUACGGGAUCGACUACUCCAGGAGGGUGUUUGCGAUAAAUAUAAUGUUCCAAGCGUAUCUUCAAUUUCUAGGAUUUUGCGGAAUAAAAUUGGAACUUUGACCCACAUUUCACACUUUUCAAGCAAACAAAGCAGUGGUCCUACACCCCUUCCAGUCUCUACCCCCUCCUCUACCUCCCUAGCCUACACACCCCUUUACCAAUCAAAUUUCCCCCCCUACUCCCCACCCCUCUCAUCACCUACCAAGAGCGAACCUCAAAGUGAUCAUCUGCCUUCUGAGCUGGGUCUGCCCUCUGCUCCUCCCUUCAACAAGUGGACGGGUCAGGACCUCCUUCCCUUCCCAAGCUACCCUGACCAGAAUAUGUACUAUAUGUAUCUCCAGAGCCAGAGUAUGGGAGGGCACCACCCCCAGCACUCCCCCCACCAUCACCCAUACCAUACAAACCAUAAUAGUCAUAACAUUCAUAAUGGUUUAUAGUCACCUUGCGGAAAGGUUACACAGUACACACUGUUUUCUACUGUACGUUGUACAGUAUAUUUAUUGUACUGUAUAGUACUUUUUAUAAGGUGUACUCUGUAUACACUGUACUCUGCACACAUUGUUUUUACAGUACAGAGUACACUAGUGCACUAGUCACAUUACACAAUCUUGAUAAAAGAAAUGCUUUGCUCCUGCAAAUUUUAAUUGGUCUUUUCUUAAUUUGGAUAAUUCAUAAUUUUUAUAUUUUAAUCAGUCAUAAUUGUUUUAACAAGUACUUUUCAAAAUUAAUUUUACUAAAAAGAUUUAAUUGAAAUUAAAUUGUUGAUUUUGUUGACCGACCCCCGUUGAUAUAGAUUAUACACCCGCACUUUUGAACAAACAAUUAUAAUUUUUUGAUUUAUUCCUCACUCGUUGUUUUUAAUCAAAUAUCACACAAUUUUGUCAGAUUGUUUUAUUAUAUAAUAAUUAGAAAACAUGUUUUAUCAUAUUUUUACAGGUUUGGUUUCAUGAUGUUUAAAGAAGAUAAAAAAUAUCUUCAUUUCCAAAUCUAAAUAUUAACCUCCCCUCCAGCUUAAAAUAAAAUUUGAAC